Molecule: messenger RNA, 579 nt
Organism: Lolium rigidum
Lineage: Eukaryota; Viridiplantae; Streptophyta; Magnoliopsida; Poales; Poaceae
Product: ethylene-responsive transcription factor ERF036-like
Exons: 1
Coding region: 1-579 (192 amino acids)
Biological process (GO): regulation of DNA-templated transcription
Molecular function (GO): DNA binding; DNA-binding transcription factor activity
Source: RefSeq, a predicted model, not a curated record
AUGGACAUGCGGGCGGCCUGCGGCGGCGGAGCAGGAAAUGCGCAGGCCCGGCGGCCGUGCCGGUACAGGGGCGUGAGGCGGCGGCAGUGGGGGAAGUGGGUGUCGGAGAUCAGGGUGCCCGGGACGAGGGAGCGGCUGUGGCUCGGCUCCUACGCCACCGCCGAGGCGGCCGCCGUCGCGCACGACGCCGCCGUCUGCCUCCUCCGCCGCGGCGCCGCCGGCGGCCUCAACUUCCCGGGCCGCGCGGCCGCCUACGGCCACGUCCUCCGUCUGGCGCCGCGGGGCGCCGCUCAGCAGCUGUCGCCGCGCUCGGUGCAGCGCGUGGCGUCCGACGCCGGCAUGUCAGCCGACGCGCAGCUGGUCGAGCUGCGCGAGCGCGUCCCCGCGCCGCCGGGCCAGGAGGUGGUGGUCUCCGCCGGCAUUGGCGCCGCUCAAGGUGGUGCAGUUGCAGAGGAGCGAGCGGCAUAUGCGGGUUGGAGGAGCUGGAGCAGCAGUAGCAGCAGCACCGGUAGCGAGCAGCUAGUCUACGGGGAGCUGAGCGUAGACGACAUGGAGAUAGUGACGUUGCAGUCAUUGUAG